GGGUUUAAAGAUUGAAGGAGGUGUUUGGAUGGGGGAAACAUGAGGAUACUUGGGCCAAAGGCCCAAUUCCUAACCCAAGGAAAAUUGGGUUCCACAUAUGAACACCCAACAUCGGUCUUCACGUUCAAAAACAAGGAAAGCGUUUAUGCUACUACGCAAGGGACACUCACCGUCGGUGCCAGACUUGGUACAAUAUGCGAGCGAUCAAGAGACUCCAUGAGAAAUUCGACUGCGCUUGUGCGUUACGCUUUAGUCUACUUUUCGACUCGUAUCGUUGUUCCGUUGAUGGUGAAGAAGAUGUGGUUCGGAUCCAUGCGCUUUACGUGGUUGAUGACGAACGACGGAGAGCUUUACGUUCUUGAUGAUGAAGAUCGUCGACGCUUCUUCUUCAAUUUCUUCCCACCGUUUCGUACUCUUCACCCAGGAACCGUUCUUUGCAGGUUGGUGGAAGUUAGUUCUAAUGAGAGGUUGUUGCAAGUUUGAUUACGGUUCUUUUAUUCUGUUAUGAAAGCAGUUGGAGGUUAUUGAAGGGUGGUUAGAAGUUGGUUAUAGGUUGUUAUGGAGUCUUUUUGUUAAAUUUUGUUUCUGUUUUCAAAUUCUGCUUUUGGAGGGAGUUCUUGUGAACUCAAUCGAAAACCAUUGCAGUGAGAAGAUGAUGAAGCUACUUAUGGAGAUUCUAAGUUAACAGAGUUAGAACUUUGUUGACUUGAAUCUGAUGAAACUAAUUGAGCGUGAGGACUCUGUUAGUUUAGGGGAUGCCUGAAAUUCGGUUCAAGCUUUGGGAUUAAGUUUUAGGGAUUGGAAAAAAUUAUGUUAGAUGAUAGGGAUUGAAAAUAUUUUGUUAUGUCAGUUAUAAAAAGUUGUUAGAUUAGUUAUAUGAAAAAUGAAGUUAGUUAAAAAUGUGUUAGGAGGUUAAUAAGUUGUUGUUGUAUGCUAUUGGUUUUUGCCUUACAUUUAGGUUAUGCUGGUUCUAGAUUGUGGUUAGGGAAGAAUUUGAGACUUGGUUUUUGAAUUGUCGUUACAAGUGGUUUUCUUUGUUUGAA
This is a messenger RNA of Lathyrus oleraceus (garden pea), 1043 nucleotides long. RefSeq lists its product as uncharacterized. Bases 40 to 483 code for a protein of 147 amino acids. Lineage: Eukaryota; Viridiplantae; Streptophyta; Magnoliopsida; Fabales; Fabaceae. The record is from RefSeq and is a predicted model, not a curated record. The transcript is spliced from 2 exons.